Molecule: messenger RNA, 2655 nt
Organism: Nyctereutes procyonoides (raccoon dog)
Lineage: Eukaryota; Metazoa; Chordata; Mammalia; Carnivora; Canidae
Gene: NOP14
Product: NOP14 nucleolar protein
Exons: 18
Coding region: 8-2581 (857 amino acids)
Biological process (GO): maturation of SSU-rRNA
Cellular component (GO): small-subunit processome; Noc4p-Nop14p complex; nucleolus
Source: RefSeq, a predicted model, not a curated record
GUUCGCCAUGGGGAAGGCUAGGCUGGCCGCGUUUCGCCGGAAGGGCUCCGGGGCCCCCGCGGGGGCUCAGAGCGGCCGCGCGAGGCCCAACCCCAACCCGUUCGAAGUGAAGGUGAACCGGCAGAAGUUCCCGGUCCUGGGCAGGAAGGCGCGCCACGCCGUGGGGCAGCCCGGGGUGUCGCGAGCGCGGGCCGUCCAGAAGCGUACCCAGACAUUACUGAAGGAAUACAAGGAAAGGGAUAAGUCUAAUGUAUUCACUGAUAAGCGCUUUGGGGAAUACAGUAGCAGCAUGAGUCCAGAGGAGAAGAUGAUGAAGAGGUUUGCCUUGGAACAGCAGCGACAACAUGAAAAAAAAAGCAUCUACAACCUCAAUGAGGAUGAAGAAUUAACUCAUUACGGCCAGUCUUUGGCAGACAUUGAAAAGCAUAAUGACAUUGUUGACAGUGACAGUGACGCUGAGGAACGAGGAACGCUAUCUGCUGAGCUGACCGCCGCCCAUUUUGGAGGUGGUGGCGGGCUCCUUCAUAAGAAGACCCUGCAGCAGCAAGGUGAGGAUGAGGACAAACCAAGGUCACGCAAAGAACUGAUUGAAGAGCUCAUUGCAAAGUCAAAACAGGAGAAGAGGGAGAGACAGGCACAGCGGGAAGGCGCCCUGGAGCUCACAGAGAAGCUGGAUCAAGACUGGAAAGAAAUCCAGACCCUGCUGGCUCAUAAGACACCCAAGUCUGAGAAUAGGGACCAAAAGGAGAAGCCCAAGCCUGAUGCGUAUGACAUGAUGGUUCGCGAGCUGGGCUUUGAGAUGAAGGCCCCACCCUCUAACAGGAUGAAGACGGAAGAAGAACUGGCAAAGGAGGAGCAGGAGCGGCUCCAGAAGCUGGAGGCUGCGAGGCUUCGAAGGAUGCGCGGUGAAGACAUGGGCAGUGAUAGUAGAAAACCGAAGCACCUGUCCGCGGACGACCUAAAUGACAACUUCGUUCUGGACAAAGACGACAGGCGUUUGCUUUCUUACACGGAUGGAAAGAUGAGCGUGGAGGAAGAGCAGAGCAGGGAAGCCAGUGACGGUGAGAGUGAGGAAGAUCACCACGAAGACCCGAGUGACGAGAACCUAGAGGAGAGCAGUGACCCAGAUGGGCACUCAGACCUGGACUCGGACACAGAGACCGAGGAGGACUGUGGGCGGCCAGACACAGAGCCCCGGCUGGCCCCACAGAAGAGGUUGGCCAACAAUGGCCACAAAGCUCGAGAAGCCGCCAGAAACGAGCUGCCCUAUACAUUUGCAGCCCCUGAAUCCUACGAGGAGCUGAAAUCUUUAUUAUCAGGAAAAACGAUGGAAGAGCAGCUAUUAGUGGUGGAGAGAAUUAAAACAUGCAACCAUCCAAGUCUUGCAGCAGGAAACAAAGCAAAAUUGGAAAAACUGUUUGGCUUCCUUUUGGAGUAUGUUGGAGAUUUGGCUACAAGUGAUACCCCAGACCUCGGAGUAAUUGAUAAGUUGGUCGUGCAAUUAUAUAAUCUUUGCCAGAUGUUUCCUGACUCUGCCAGCAACUCCAUAAAAUUUGUCCUACGAGAUGCCAUGCACGAGAUGGAAGGGUCUGUUGAGGCCAGAGGCCGGGUGGCGUUUCCGGGCCUGGACGUGCUCAUUUAUUUGAAAAUUGCUGGGAUGUUAUUUCCAACCUCUGACUUCUGGCACCCCGUCACGACGCCUGCGCUGGUGUGCAUGAGCCAGCUGCUCACCAAGUGUCCCGUCCUGUCUCUGCACGACGUGGUGAAGGGCCUGUUCGUGUGCUGCAUGUUCCUGGACUAUGUGUCUCUGUCUCGGAGGUUCAUACCUGAGCUCGUGAAUUUCCUCCUUGGGAUCCUUUACAUUGCAACUCCAAACAAGCAUGGCCAAGGUUAUACUCUGGUGCACCCUUUCAGAGCAUCUGGGAAGAACUCAGAACUGCUCUUGGUUUCUGAUGAAGAGGACACGGCCACAUGGCAGAGGACAGGCCUGUCCCUCCGCUGGGCAAGUGGACUGAAGGCCCAGACUAAGACAGAGGCCAACCACACCAGACUAUCCUGCUUGGCAGUGUGUGUGGCUCUGGUGAAGCACUGUGUGCUACUGUACAGCUCACUGCCCGCCUUCUGUGACAUCAUGAGGCCACUCAGGGCCCUGCUGACAGAGCACCUGGCCAACCGCACUCACCCCCCGGAACUCCAGGAGCUGUGCCAGAGCACGUUGAGCACGCUGACUGACAUGGGAAAGCAGAGCCAGCGCUGCCGGCCACUGGUCUGUGAGAAGAGCAAGCCCGUGCCACUGAGGCUCUUCACCCCCCGGCUGGUCAAAGUCCUCGAGUUUGGAAGGAAGCAGGGAAGCAGCAAGGAGGAACAAGAAAGAAAAAGACUGAUCCACAAACACAAGCGUGAAUUUAAAGGAGCAGUCCGGGAGAUCCGCAGGGACAACCAGUUCCUGGCACGGAUGCAACUCUCAGAGACCUUGGAACGGGAUGCGGAAAGAAAGCGAAAAGUGAAACAGCUUUUUAACAGUCUGGCCACUCAGGAAGGUGAAUGGAAGGCUCUGAAGAGGAAAAAGUUCAAAAAAUAAGUAGUUUCACAGAUGAGGCAGGAAGAUGCUGAGCCCUGUUAAUGAGCCCUGUUAAUAAAGGCUGCCGUCCCGUG